This is a messenger RNA of Parastagonospora nodorum SN15, 5482 nucleotides long. RefSeq lists its product as hypothetical. Gene Ontology annotation, biological process: transmembrane transport. Gene Ontology annotation, molecular function: ATP hydrolysis activity; ATP binding; ABC-type peptide transporter activity. Gene Ontology annotation, cellular component: fungal-type vacuole; fungal-type vacuole membrane. NCBI's taxonomy places the organism in Eukaryota, Fungi, Ascomycota, Dothideomycetes, Pleosporales, Phaeosphaeriaceae. Bases 1 to 5226 code for a protein of 1741 amino acids. The record is from RefSeq and is a predicted model, not a curated record. The transcript has 3 exons.
AUGUUCGCCAACUGCAAAAGCCCGUUCUGGGGCAGCCAUGGCGACGACUUUUCGCCGUGUUUCGAGCAAGAUUAUCUCCUCACGUUAUUCCCACUCAUCGUUUGCGGAGUGUCCGUCGUCUAUCUCUUAAUACAGCUAUAUUUCGCCGCCACCGCGAGCAAGUACUCCCACGCCUACAGUGUACUCGAAGACCCACGAAAUCCCUGGUCGCUCCGCAGCCCCCACUACGAUGGCGAAGACCCCGAUAGCGAGGAGGACGAGGACGAGGACGAGUUCGAGCGCAAUGAGGGUCUUGCGCUUGACCCGACUACCAGCCGCCAGGCCGUGUCCGCCAUGACGGUAAACAAGCCGCGAGGACAAGUCACGGUCGUGGUUCUGGAAGAGGCCGCUGUACUGGCACAGCUGGCUAUUCACAUCGCUGUGCUUUGGCUGAAUAUCUGGGGCAAGCACGGCAGAAUCGCUGCGAUCGCAAACAUCGCAGUCUGGUCCUACAUCGCCACGCUCGCCUCACUGCGACUACUCUUCACCAGCACCAGCAGAUUCUCCUUCUCCAAGCUGUGGUACCAUACUGCUUUCAUCUACGGAUUCCAGUGGGUCCUGAGUGUCCUCGUUUUCCGAUCGGCCAUCAUCCACCCGCGCUCCCAGCUCCACCAAAAGCUCACAAUCGCCGACUUCGCCCUCACUUCGCUUCUCUUUCUUCUCUCGUUGUGUUCGAGGAAGGGCAACAAGACCGUGGAGUUAGAGUACGAGGGGGAUAUUGCGCCAGCGCGAGAACCCACCGCCAGUGUCUUUUCGCUUGCUACGUUCAGUUGGGUAGAUCCCAUUGUCUGGACUGGUUACAAGAAGACGUACGAGCUUACAGAUGUGUGGAAUCUGGCACCAAAGGACAAGGCAGCGGUAGUCAUUGACAACUAUCGCCAAGUGAAGCGAACCUCGGCCCUUGCAUAUCAUCUAUUGAAAUACUUCAAGAGAGGUCUUCUCAUUCAAGCGAGCUGGGCUGCUAUUUCGGGCUUCCUCACUUUCGCUCCAACUCUGCUGUUGAAGGCCAUUCUCGAGUACAUUGAGAAGCCCGAAUACACGCCCCGUAAUGCCGCCUGGUUCUACGUCAUUCUACUUUUCGUUUCAGGCAGUCUGUCUGCACUUGCUGAUGGCCAAGCCCUUUGGAUUGGCCGCAAGAUCUGCAUCAGGUUGCGAGCGGUAAUAAUUGGAGAAAUCUAUGCCAAGGCGCUCAAGCGCAAAGCGGCUGCCGGUACCGACAAGGUCUUGGGUGAAGAGAAGAAGAAGAAGGAAGAGGAUCAGGAACCGAAAGGACUCAAGCGUUACCUGACGUUUGGCAAGAAGAAGGACAAGACGCCUACUGAGACAUCCAAGGAAGACGACAAGGAGUCUGGUGGAGAUGCUCAGGUUACAACAGGUGCAAUCAUCAACCUCAUGGCCGUCGACGCCUUCAAAGUUAGCGAAAUCUGCGCGUACUUGCACUUUUUGUGGGCCAACACUCCUGUCCAGGUUGUGGUGGCAGUCUACCUACUUUAUCGCAUUCUCGGUUACAGCUCGAUUGCAGGUAUUGGCAUGAUGAUCAUCCUUCUUCCGAUCAACAUGUACGUGGCCAAGCAGUUCUCCAAAAUUCAGAAGCUCAUCCUUGCGGCUACUGAUGCACGUAUCCACACCACUAAUGAGGUGCUUACCAACAUUCGGAUCAUCAAGUUCUUCGCCUGGGAACAGCGUUUCGUUGGCUUGGUCAAUGCGAAGCGCUACACGGAGUUGAAGCAUCUUCGAACACGAUACAUCUUGUGGGCUGUAGCAGCUACCAUCUGGUCUGGAUCCCCAGUCUUCAUCACUUUCCUCUCCUUUUACGUCUACACUAAUGUAGAGCACAAGCCUCUAAUCCCAUCCGUCGCCUUCACUGCGCUGUCUUUGUUCCAGAUUCUGCGGAUUCCCCUGGAUCAACUCGCUGAUAUGGUUGCACACGUUCAAGAAUCCAAGGUCUCAGUGGAUCGUAUUGAGGAGUAUCUCACCGAACCUGAGACAGAAAAGUACAAGCAACUUGUUACGCGCAGAAAGGACGAGCACGGCGACCCACUUAUCGGAUUCGAGAACGCAACUUUCAGCUGGGGCGGCACUGACAUGUCAGACAAGACAGCGGCAGAUGCUUUCAAGUUGAUGGACCUCGACAUCAAGUUCCGCGUCGGCCAGCUCAACGUUGUAGCGGGACCAACUGGCUCUGGAAAAACGUCCCUCCUGAUGGGUCUUUUGGGUGAGAUGACAAAGCUCAAGGGCGACGUAUAUCUGCCUGGAGGACGCAGUCGCGAGGACAUCCGACCGGAUCCCGCGACCGGCCUCACCGAAAGUGUGGCAUACUGCGCGCAACAAGCUUGGCUUGUCAACGGCACUGUCAAGGAGAACAUCAUCUUUGCCAGCGAUUUCGACCAGAAACGCUAUGACGACGUCAUCGUAGCCUGCUCCCUGAAGCGUGAUCUGCAGAUUCUGGACGGUGGAGACGAGACCGUUGUCGGCGAGAAAGGUGUCACGCUCUCUGGUGGUCAGAAACAGCGUAUCUCCCUUGCUCGCGCACUCUACAGCAAGGCCCGCCACGUCUUACUGGACGAUGUGCUGAGUGCAGUAGAUUCUCACACCGCUAAAUGGAUCUUCGAGUAUGCACUUACUGGUCAGCUCAUGCAGCACCGGACUUGCAUUCUCGUGACCCACAAUGUCAGCUUAGCGCUACCGCCUGCUGAGUUUGCGGUUGUUCUCGAUAACGGAAAAGUGGUCGCACAGGGCACAGCGAACGAGGUCAUCUCCUCCGGCAAGCUCACUGAAGAUUUGACCAAGUCACGACCAGGUUCACGAGGCGCAUCAAAGGCACCUUCGCGAGUACCGUCCGAAGAGUGUCUUGAUGAGGCAGAAGAGGCAGCGCAUGUCAACGGUUCUGCUGAUGACAAGCCCAACGGCACCGUAGACAAAAAGAAGUCGACAAACACUGGCCAGGAAGAAACCAAGGCUGAAGGCGGUGUCAAGCUGAGCAUCAUAAUCAUGUACCUCAAGGCUAUGGGCCCAUGGUACUACUGGGUGGGUGCAACGCUUGCCUUCGUUGCUGCACAAUUGUCUUCAGUAUCCACGAACCUAUGGAUCCGCACAUGGGCAAACGCAUAUGCGGAAAAGGGCUAUGCGGCUGCCGGAAAUCACCACCGAUCACCAAUCACACAUGCACCGACGCUCAGUGGACUGGGGACUUGUAUGAACAGCGGUACCUGCAGCUGGAACUUCCCGUUCUCAGCGCCAGAGAAGGAGCGGGAGUAUUCUUACACCUACAUGUCCACAGGUUUCAGGAUCAUGGACAACGAUGUUGACACGACCUACUUCCUCGUCGUCUACGCUAUCCUUGGACUCAUCUUCAUGUUCAUCACUUUCUUGCGAGAAGGCUUCCUGUUUGGUGGCUCACUAGCAGCUUCACGGCGCAUUCAUGAGAGGCUGAUCCAAAAGGUCACGCACGCCAAGUUCCGCUUCUUCGACCAAACCCCCUUAGGUCAGUUGAUGAACAGGUUCUCGAAAGAUAUCGAGAACGUCGAUCAAGAAGUCGCACCGGUUGCCAUUGGCGUCGUGCAUUGUUUCGCGUCCAUUAUCACCAUUGUCAUCCUGAUCUCCAUCAUCACACCUGCCUUCUUGAUCGCAGCUUCGGUCAUUUCAGUGCUGUACUUCCUCAUUGGUCGCUUCUACAUCAACUCCUCUCGCGAUCUCAAGCGUCUUGAAUCUGUUCACCGAAGCCCGCUGUAUCAACAGUUCGGCGAGACCCUAUCUGGCAUGACUACCAUCCGGGCUUAUGGCGACGAACGACGCUUCAUCCGCGAGAAUCUGGCCAAGAUUAACACUCAACACCGACCUUUCAUCUACUUGUGGGCGGCGAACAGGUGGCUCGCGUUCCGCGUAGAUGUGGUUGGUGCAUUGGUCGCAUUCUUCUCGGGUGCAUUUGUCAUCCUCAGCGUUGGACGUAUUGAUGCAGGUGCCGCUGGUCUUGCCUUGACGUAUGCCGUUACCUUCACAGAGAACGUGUUGUGGUUCGUCCGAUUAUACUCCGCAAACGAGCAGAACAUGAACUCUGUGGAGCGUGUCAAGGAGUACCUAGACGUCGAACAAGAAGCGGCGGCUGUCAUUCCCGAGACACGACCACCAUCCAACUGGCCAAGCAAGGGUUCUGUAGAGUUCAUCGGCUACACAACACGCUACAGGCCAGACUUCGAUACUGUGUUAAAGGAUGUGACCUUCAAGAUCCUCCCCGGCGAGAAAGUUGGUGUUGUAGGCAGGACAGGUGCUGGCAAAAGUUCGAUGGCGCUUGCACUUUUCCGAGCGCUAGAGGCAGAGAAGGGCAAGAUUCUCGUCGACGAUAUUGAUAUCGGCUUGAUUGGUCUGCAGGAUUUGCGGGAGAACAUCGUAAUGGUACCGCAAGAUCCAACACUCUUUACCGGCACAAUCCGAAGCAAUCUCGACCCCUUCUCCAUCUUCACUGACGAAGAGAUCUACACCGCUCUCCGGGAAGUGCACUUGAUCUCAACCGAAUCUCUACCUGCCUCCGGUAACAUCACUCCAACUGGAGUCAGCACACCCCCUCGGGCGAUCGAAAUCCCCAAUCCUACAAGUGGAGCCGUUACAGCCGAUGUGGCGGCCAGCUACUCUGCCUCCACGGUCAACCCCAGCUCCAUCCUGCAAAACCUUGAUCUGUGCCGUGCAGAUGCCGACGACACCAUCAUCGUCAUGCCAGAUGGUGAAGUUGCAAGCCCUGACCAGGUGGCACAAUCAGCAAUGCAAACAGAUAACAAAAACCCCUUCAAGCACCUCAACUCGCCCGUCUCGGAGUCCGGAUCCAACCUCUCUCAAGGCCAACGGCAACUUCUCUGCCUGGCGCGUGCCUUGCUCAAAGCUCCGAAAGUGCUCCUCAUGGACGAAGCCACUGCCUCCAUCGACUACGCGACCGACGCCAAGAUCCAGGAGACGAUCCGCCUCAUCAAAAACACAACCAUCACCAUCGCUCACAGACUGCAGACUAUCAUUGAUUACGACAAGGUGCUUGUGCUUGACAAGGGUAGCGUCAUUGAAUUCGGCAACCCCUUCGACCUCGUCACUAAAGAGGGAGGAAGUUUCAGAUCGAUGUGCGAAACUACGGGCGAACUCGACGCUCUCAUUGCUACUGCGAAGGCCGCACACGAGGAGCGGAAUAAGACAGCGAGUGCUUAGAAGCAUUAUGUGAAUGUUUGCAAGAAACGGAGAGGACGAUCACGCUUUGUUGAUGUAAAUGGAACGCGUGUUAGAAAGUUAUAUGGGCUAGGAGGCUUUUUGUAUUCAAUGCAUGGGCGAGAUCAGCAUUUUAUUUUCCUUUUCAUUACAUUAUUUUCUUUUGUCAAUAGGGAAUGGGGUGUUGGGCUGGGUGGCUUUUUGCUGCAUCUGCAUAGUUUCAGGGUAGAUAUGGAAAAGUAGCGUUUCGCCAUUUUUG